Messenger RNA from Wasmannia auropunctata (little fire ant), 628 nucleotides. Its product is annotated as mitochondrial pyruvate carrier 2-like. Gene Ontology annotation, biological process: pyruvate import into mitochondria. NCBI's taxonomy places the organism in Eukaryota, Metazoa, Arthropoda, Insecta, Hymenoptera, Formicidae. The record is from RefSeq and is a predicted model, not a curated record. Gene Ontology annotation, molecular function: pyruvate transmembrane transporter activity. Bases 163 to 513 code for a protein of 116 amino acids. The transcript is spliced from 3 exons. Gene Ontology annotation, cellular component: mitochondrial inner membrane.
AAGUCAUUCAGUAUUAAUAAUUUAAUGAAGCGCGAGAUGUGAAUGUUAUAGCUGUUAUCUACAUUUUUUUACAGUUUAUCAUAUUAUGAAGAUUUCAUAUAAUUUUUAUAUUGUAAAAUAUAUUUUUUCGAUUUGGUAGAAUAAUUUUACAGCAGCAGAAUUAUGGCAGUACCCAGUGCUUAUCAGAAAUUAAUGCUGAAGGUCGCUUCGGCCUUACCCGAGAAAUUCCGCGUCGCGUUUCUGCAUCCCGCAGGUCCGACAACUGUGUUCUUCUGGGCGCCAACGUUUAAGUGGGGUCUGGUUAUCGCGGGCAUAGGAGAUGUUAAACGAUCCCCGGAUACGAUUUCUCUCAGUCAAACUGCGGCUCUUAUGGCUACGGGCGCUAUAUGGUCCAGAUACUCAAUGGUAAUAAUACCAAAGAAUUACAACUUGUUGAGCGUCAAUUUAUUCGUUUGUUGCACGGGAGGAUAUAACUUCAUCAGAGGAUUAUUAUAUCAAAUGGCGCAGAAGUGAAUAGAUACCAACAGCAUGCGGAUCGUGAAAUAAUUGAGGAAAUGCAGGAAAAUGAUUUAUGUGUUUUACGCAAAUGUACCUCGAAUUUUAUUAUACAGAAUUAUUUAACAGUCAC